AUGGCGCCCGCACCGCCGAUGGCGAGAGUGCUGCGCGGACCCCGCGAGCCUGUGUGGGGCUGCCAGUGUGGGAAGAACAACAACUGGGCGUGCCGCAUCGUGUGCUCCUGCGGGCGGCAGGCGUCUCAGAAGGUCGUCAACGCCGCCAAGAAAGCGGACCAGGAGGCACGGGACAAGAAGCCUUCACAGAGGGCAGGCGGCACAGGGCUCGUGCGGAAGCCUGCCCCAUGGUCCAAGGAGUACGGCCUCACGGAGAAGCAGAUCCGCGAGCUGGUGCUGCAGUGCAUCUCCCAGCAGGCUGGCAGCCCCAAGUGGACCCCUGCGUCUACGGCACCAGCGUCUUCAGGAGUGGGAGCUGGCAGCAAGGAGCAGACGCAGCAGGGGCAGGGCAAUAUCCAGCAGCGCACGGAGCUCCAGGCGAAGAUCAAUUUCCACGAGAAGUGCAUCAAGGAGUGCAAGAUCGUGGAGGCGGAGGGCGGCCCAAUUCACCUCCUGCACCAGCGGGCUCUCGACGUCCUUCGGCAGCAGGCGCGUGAUUUGCGCCCCCCAGGCGCUGCAUACAAGGCCUCGUCCCAGAAGCUCGCGAGGUGCAUGCAGCAGCUGGACCGCUUCACCAGCGACCUGCAGGGCCUCGAGGCGCAGCUGGCGGCUACCCAGCGCAAGAUCCAGGACAAGCAGGAGGCCAUCGCUGCAAAGCAUGCUGAAGUGGAGGUUCUGCGCAAAGAGAAUGCAAAGCACGAGCAGACCAUGCAGGCCGCACGGGGUGAGAAGCCCAACCCAGUCAUCAAGGAGGAGGACUUGGUGGGUUUCGACCUCGCCGAGCAGCUCGACGACGGCGCAGAGGAGGCCCUCGAGCAAUUCAAGGCGAGCCCCCAUUUCGACAAGAUCCAGGCGGCCCUCCGCAAGCAGGCGGCAGAGAAGCUGGCUACAGCCAUGGCUGAGGAACCUGGUGCUCAUGCUCCUCAUGCUGAGGGCGGUGGCGCAGGAGCACUGGUCAAGGAUGACGUCGGCGCCCUCUGGCAGCAGCUCCUCAGCAGCGGGCAGCAGCCGCCUUCGGACUGGACCAAGGAGAAGCUGGACGACGCGUUCACGCAGGCACGCUGCCUGGGUAACCCGCCCUUGGUCAGCGGGCUACUGGCCGCCAGCGCGGGCGCCAAGCAGCUACAUGUGCCAGCAGCGGUCACUGUCACGCACACCUUCGAGACCUUCAACGCCAACCAGGGAAAGCUAACCCUCCAGAAGCGGCUGCGAAGGUCAACAGCUAUGGUCAUCAUGGCCCAGGAGAUCGGCUACGGCAUCGAUGAUUGCGAGAGCCUCUCUUCAUGGGCAACGGCACGUGGCUGGCAAAGCCUCAUCGUGCCAGGGCUGCCCUCACGAGGGCAUCUCCCCUCUGCAGGCCUGGCAGUGUUUGCCAGGGAGGGGAUCGGGCUGCGCGGGCCCACGUACCCCGGCGACGCCCCGCCCAGACGUGCAGGCAGCGUCAACGAGACCAUCUCGCACGGCACCGAGCUAGUCCGCGGCAGGGCUCAACACGUCGUCGUGGAGCUGCCGAACUGGCCGCCGCUCAACGUCGUCAACGUCUACCUCCACACAGGGGAGGGCAUGAGCAGCCGCAACGCCAGCAUCCUCAUGACGGUGGGGAUCGCGCUCGCGGGCCAGAGGCACCCUGGCAUCAUCGGCGGCGACUGGAACAUGGACGUACAGGUUGUCAAGGACUCUGGUUUCCCCGUGCACGCGCAGCUGGAGAUGGUCACCCCGAGGCACGCGACUUGCAGAACAGCGGCAUCGGUCUCCACCAUCGACUACUUCGGGCUAACCACGGGCUCCAUGCGCAUGCUAGCAGCUUGCAAGGCCGACUUGACCUGGGCAGUAAAGCCGCAUCGACCAGUUCAGUUACAACUGACAGCGGAGGGCACCAAGCUCAGGUACCUCACCUACGUCGGAGGCGCGAAGAUACCAGCGCAGACUGUGCACGGCCCAUUCCUCGAGGAGAGCAGCUGGUCCCUGGAGCGCAGCUUUGCUGAGCAGGCGCUGAUUUUGGCCAAGGAGGCGCCCGCUGCUGUCGCCUGGCGCUUUCUCUCGAAGGCUUGGGGCCGAUGGGCGACCAGAGCGGCCUCGAGGCUCGGGCAUCUCACAGCUACGGAGAUGCGGGCCAGCGCCUACGCUCGCCCGCUUCAAGCCAAGUGGGUCGAGCGUGAGCACCAGGUCCUCACGGAGGAGGAAGUGCAGGCAAUCGCGGAUGGAUGGAAGUGGCCGCAGGAUUGCCUGGCGGGCCUCUCCACUGCGAAGGCGAAAGCCAGGACACCUGAAGGCCGACAGGUUCUCGACAACGAGGUGCAAGGCUUCCUCACUGGUGACUACUGUGGCCAGAACCUCAGCGCGCGGCUUGACGCAUCUGUGCGGCAAGCUCGGCAGCUAGCGCAGAGGAAUUUCAGCAGUGAGGACAUCAUGACUUUCUCGGAAGACAUUGAAGAGGAUGUCAAAUUCGCCAUGCAGCAAGCGAACAAGGAAUCUUCGAAGCGCUGGAAAGAGUGGUGUGACGGGGCCUGCGCUGGCGGAGCGAGGAAGCUUCACAAGGUCACGCGAGUACGAGAGGUUCAGGCCCCCACUACGGUCAAUGACUCGGAGAACGGCAUCACAGGGCACCCGCACUUCGUAGUCAAGGAUAUGGAGGCGCACGCCAUCGAGCAGUACGACGUAUACGUCACGCUCCACCCGCUGGUCAGGUUCGCGUCCUACAUCGACGACACCUCCCUCGGCAUCAACGGGGCCGCCAAGGAGAACGUCAUCCUGCAAGCGGUCGCGGCGGGCAAUGCCUUUUUCAAGGUAGCUGAGAAGCUCGGCGCCCGCAUCAAUGAUAAGCUGGCGGUGGUGGCCAGCUCAGAUGAUAUUGGGAAGGAAGUGGUGCGGCAGCUGAAGUUACCCACAGACAUGAAUCGCAGUCGGGCAACCUACCUGGGCACGGACUUCGCGGGGGCACGGAGAAGGCGAGGGAAGCUCCUACGCGCCAAGCAGCAGGCGCGCCAUAAGAUCUACAAGCAGAGGCUGCGCAAGCUGGGCAGAUUUCGACAUCGACUUCCAGGACAGCAGACGCAGCGGACGGCCAAGAUCUUCCGAGCUGGAGCUCGACCAGCGGCCACUUUCGGCGUGGAGAUCAACGGGCUCACAGACAGGGAGCUCCACAAGCUGCGCACGGACUUCGGCAAGUUCAGCAACCUAGCGAACAAGCUCGGACUAGGAGAGGGCAAGCGCGCCACCUUCGACAUCCUAGCCCCCCUGGUCUCCCUGCGAAGCAAGCGGUACACGGCGCACCAGAAGUUCUGCAUCAUGAAUGUCGCGUGCAGUGGCGUCUGGGAACAGGACGCGAGUAUGGAGGUCGCCACCGAUGGCUCGUGCACCAAGCCGCCCAUCAAGGAAUUCCAGCGAGCAGGGUGGAGCCUCGUCCUGCUCGAUCCCCGCUCAGACAGGCCGCUGGCGACCAUGCACGGAGCUGUACCUGCCUCCUUGCCCCAAGAAUCGGCUGUCGGAGAGCAUCUGGCGGCGGCCUUCGUGUCGCAGGUUGCGGACCGACCAUGCACCGUCCACGCCGACUUCAAGGGCGUUGUCCACCUGGGAAACAAGCAGAAGGAGCUGCAGCUGAAGGCCAGGACCCCCUACGCGUGCUUCGCCCACUUCGCGCAAUCGCUCGACGGCUUCACGCACGUGCAGCAGUAUGCCCACGUCAAGGCGCACCGCUCUGGGGACGACUACGCAGCGCUCUCCGACAGCCAGAGGAGGGUCACGGACGCGAACAUCGUGGCGGACCUCAGGGCCAAGGAGGCAGCGGCGAUCCACCCCGCUACCGAGCAGGAGAUAGUGGAGGAGAUGCAGAAGGGCGUCGACAGAAUCAGCCAGAUUGCGAAGCUGAUUGCCCACGUCAUGCCCAUCUUCGACAAGGACGACCAGCUCAGGUGGACCAGGAGAGCACCGACCCUGCGGCGGGCAGCGAGCACGAGGAAAGCAACAUGGCACCAAUGGCAAGAUGGCGAGCUGGGCGUGCAAUGCAUCACCUGCCUACAGAUGCACAUGCCAGGGCAGCCACUCCCCCUCACGGGGUGCCCUGGGAUGGCCACUUUCCUGCUGGACCAUCGGCGCAACCCCAACGGCCACAAGCUGGUAGCGGUCAACCAGAAGGGCACCUUGGACACCUUGGAGAGCGACGCGAAGGACACCUACAGGCCAGUGUUCAUAUGUGUGAAGUGCGGGGCUUGGGCGCUGCAGCGGCGCAAGGCCAAGUUACGGCAGCCUUGCGUAGCUGCCACCACCAAGGGCCUCGAGGUCCUCCACAACCUGAGGCGCGGUGUCGGUCCUUUCAAGAAGCUGAAGAGGUUUAUCGACCGCACCACCCCGCUUAGGCGGCUGGAGGCGACGAGCGAGGUACACACCACCUUCACGAAGGUCGACAUCCUCAGCGGCACCGAUGUGGCGGCGCCUGUGGCAGGGUUCGAGAGCAGGGGUGCUCAAGGAGCUGCUGCUGCUGGUGGACCCAGUGCCACCGCCAGCUCGGGACAGCGGCGUGAGGCCAAGCAGGGCGUCGCCUCCUCGGCCGCGGCGGGCUUCGUGGAGCACAUCGAGGAGUAUGCGGCUGCUGGGGCUGCUGGCGCGGGGGCGCUGCGCGGCUCAGCGGCGACCCUCAACGGCUCGGACGCGCUGGACGAACAGGUCGUGGACCCGCUGCGCGACGACGAGCACGGCAUUCAGGCGGCAGUCGCUUGGGAGGUGCGCGGCAUGGGCACGGACUGCUUCGACGGCUCGGCCGCGCUGGACGUCCAGGUCGAGGGCGCGAUGGACGACGACGAGCACGACGCCGAGGCGGCAGCUGCUGCAGAGGUGCUCGGCCUGGCGAUGGACCUCGACAGCUCGAGCGCGCUGGACGACGGCCUCCUGGGCGCGCGGGGUUUCGGCGCUGAGGAUACCGUUGCUGGGGAGGCAGGCAGCUCGCUGGCAGUCAUCGAUGGCUCGGGCGCGCUGGACGACGACAUCAAGGGCGCGCUGGGCGGCGCUGUGCACGACGCGGAGGCCGCAGCUGCGGGGGCGGCAAGCGGCCUGUCGGCGGGCGUCGACGGCUCGCACGCGCUGGACGUCGCCCCCGUGAGCGCGCUGGGCGACACCGCGCACGGCGCCGGGGCGGCUGCUGCGGGGGCCGCGAGCGGAUCGGCUGCGGCAGGCGGCGCCUCGGACGCGCUGGACGGCAACGCCGCGGCGGCGCUGGGCUCGCUGGGAUUCGCCGAGCGCGUCGCCCGUCUCCUGGCGGCGGCUGGCGCGCGCGAGCAGCAGCCCCCAGGCGCGGCCGCAACCAGCCUGGGCGAGCGCGACGGCGGCAGCGACUCCACUGCAGCCGAGGGCAGCGGGCGCGGCGCUGAGGCGGCCGCAGCGGGGGCAGUGCGAAGGCCGUCGGCCACGUACCCCCCUCUGCGCCACGGGCACGCCUGGGAAAGAGUCCCCGCCCUCGGCGGUUGGCCAGGGCCCUGGGAUCCUCGGGCCGCACCGAGCGUUCGAGGGCAAGGACGUGGUCACGGCGGCGUGAUCGACGACCACGUGGCCGAGCUGGACGGCGACCGCCGUGGCCCGCUCGGGGGGCCCGAGCACGGCGACGCAGGUGCUGCUGCUGGGGCAUUGCCGCGGGCGGCCAGGGCCGGCGCUGACUCCGAGGAGUCGAGGGCGAGCGCGGAGGCCAGGGCAGCCGCCUUCAAGCAGCUCGUCGCGCUGGCGGAGCUCAAGGUUUCCCCGAAGACCACGGUGAUCGCGUCUUCGGCUGCGGUAGCCCUCUACGUGCACACCUACCUCAAGCGCGCGGGCUACACCAUCAAGGCGUCCCGCACUGCGGUCGACCUGGGCAUCGAGACCGUCGGAGCCCGUCGCAGAGUGGCGGCCAAAGCAGCUCAGAGGGCGCAGAAGGGCAAGCGCAGGACUGGACGAAUCAUAUCCAAGAUCCGCAGGCACGCCUCGCUUGCCAAGAGUACGAAGGGCCUCUGGACAACGGGAUCCCGCCCGCAGGGCACCUACGGCCACCAGGUCAUGGGCCUCUCCCCGCGCACCAUCACCGAGCAGAGGCGUCAGGCCGUGCAGGUCGCAGCGGGGAAGGUCCCUGGACGCUGCCUCGCAACCGCCCUAGCCGUGAUCCUGGGCGACAAUGACCCAGGCAUCGAGCUCAGAAUGCAGCCCAUCUUGGAGUGGAACUUCUGGCUCGCGAACCCGAACUACCACCAGCGCAUCGGCAAGGCCUGGCGGAUCAUCUACACGAAGGUCACCUGCAGCAGCACGAGGCGCUGGAGACAGGUGGUGGGCCCCAUCUCCGCCGUCCAGGUCGACCCGUCGCAGUUGGCCCUGGAGUUCCGUCAGUCCAUCGAGAGCGGCUACUGGCAGGCUAAGGGACAGCGCGCCACUCUGCUGCAGAGCGCCUUGAGUGCCAGCACUCACUCCUUUGUGCUCCACUCGAGCAAGUACAGGGCGUCGCUCGGGGGCCUGCCGGCGCGGAGCAGGCUCGAGGACCCGGGGAGCCGCGGCGAGGCCUUCUCGGAGCUCUACAGCUGGGUCAAAGCCAGGCAGAGGGCGGCCCCGAGCCUGGCAGAGGCCGGGCGGAUGAUCGACGCGGACCACCGUCGCAGCAUCUUCGCCUUCCUCUGCGGCCUCCUCGCGCAGGGGAACUCCAUGCGCUCGCGGUGCCGCGAGGUGCUCUCGCUGCUCGCGGACACGGAGGAGUGGUGCGCCGGCGACGUUGCCGACCAGACGGCGCUGGCGGAGGCGCUUGCGCAUUCCCACGGCCUGCGCGUACAAGGUCUGGGCGCCGAGGCGACAGCCACCGUCUCUGCGCCGGACUUGGGCGCCAGCUCCCGCUAUCCGGCCGUCCAGUCGGCGCAGGCCGACAUCGCCAGGGCCGUGCAGAAGGCGCAGGCCGACAUCGCCAGGGCUGUCCAGAGGGCGCAGGCCGACAUCGCCACUGCGUCGGGCUGUCCAGAGGGCUGUCCGAGGAGCGCGCCGUGGAGGUGCCCCAGGGAUGCCUCGUCGCUGGCAGCGGCGGCCGAGGCUCCCGGAGUGGAGCUGGGCACUGCCGGCUCUGAGCGGCUGUUCGCUCCUGCGCAUGAGCCAGCGAGCCUCGCCGACUACGAGAAGAUGUUCUCCCCUGAUCGCCAGUUUGUUCGUCUGCAGACGGAGCGCUCAGCUGCGAGGGACCUGCGGGAAUCGCAGAUCCUCCAGGCGCCGCGGGCCCGCGCCGCCUCCGCCCCGCGCGCGGCGGCCUCCACGAGCUCCCCCGCCGCGGGGGCGGAGUCCGAGACCGUGCGGGAGAUGGCCGAGGAGAUCCGCAGCCUCCGGUCGGCGGUGGCGCGCCUGGAGGCCCAGCACGGCGAGCCCCGCGCCCCGGCCCGCCCGCUCUCGGGCCGCCGCAGCGCGGCGCCGCAGCUGCGGCCCGCGGGCGCCUCGGCGGCCACCGCGGCCCUCCACGCCGCGCAGGGAGCGCCCGCAGCGGGAGCCGCUGCAGGGCACCCCGCAGAGACAGGCGCGGAGGCUCUCGGCGGGCUCGGGCUGCGCGUCGCCGGGCCCGCCGCCGGGGAGGGCGGCGGCGGCCGCGGGCGCCCGCGGCGGCAUGCUGCGGCAGGGCUCCUCCGGGACGCUGCCGCGGCAGGGCAGCUCGGGGGCGCUGGAGCAGGACUGCGAGUUCGAGAUCGAGCAGCCGAGGCAGCCCAAGCAGGACCGGCAGCGGCGCGAGAGGAACCAGUAUUGGGGGCCGGGGCCGAUCCCGGCGGAGUACUUGGCCGCGCUGCGCGACCUGUGGAAGUACUGCGUGGAGGAGCACCUGGUCGUGCGGAUGUUCUCCGACAAGCUGGAUCAGCAGCUCUUCGCCCUCCAAAGCUGGAAAAGCCACGUGGUCGCGGACUUCGACAGCGUCACGGAGGUGUUGGACAUGCUGCUGAAGUGGCCG
This is a messenger RNA of Prorocentrum cordatum, 7960 nucleotides long. Lineage: Eukaryota; Dinophyceae; Prorocentrales; Prorocentraceae. The record is from the annotation of a GenBank genome assembly.